UAAAGGGGAGUGACUCGUUCACGCGUGAGAGCAGUCUGGCUGUUAAAUGAGACGGAUUCGAACAAGCCUAAACUCAGUCGUGCCACGCGUAUCUUUACUGUGCACUGUGCACUCUGAGCAAUACAUCAACGCACAAACACACGAAAAGAAACAACCUGCCGUUGCAGAGAAGUCCCAAAGUCUGCCACCGAAGUGCGUGGACUACGUUCUUGAUGCUGAAGAUUCUGUGACACAUCAGGACAACUCAGGGAGGGAAGAAAAAUCGCACGAGGAUAAAAAGAAAACUAACUGAUAUAUAUUUUGAACCCUGGAUUUAAUAAAUGCGCACAUCAACUAUUUUCACUAAUAUAUGAAUUAUAUUCCGCUUUCGAAUUUUUAUUUUUCUUCAACUGAUUUUUUUAAAACAUAAAAAGAACCAAAGUGUCAGGGACGCAGGAUAUGGGUACCUUGGCGUUAAUUGUACUACUCGGAGCGCUGGUGGGGGCUCUGGGGGCCAAGGAGCCCUGCGGCUCAGGGGAGUACACAACCAGCGGGGAGUGCUGUCGGCAGUGCCAGCCUGGGGAGGGCGUGGUGGAGAAGUGCGGAGCCACCCAAACAGUCUGUGCGCAAUGCCGGGACAGUGAGACCUUCUCCGACAUCUACAGCCACACGGAGUCCUGCCAGCCCUGCACGCAGUGCAUUGGCAUGUUGCGCAUGCAGACUCCCUGCACCGACAGCAACGAUGCUAUUUGCAUGUGCGACUAUGGCUACUUCAUGAACAGGGCGACUGGGAGUUGCGAAGAGUGCACCUUGUGCCCGGAGGGUGAGGGCAUGGUGGUGCGUUGUGAGCAUGAUCGUGACACCAUCUGCGAGGAUUGCCCAGAGGGAACCUACUCGGACCAGGAGAGCUCAUUGGACCCCUGCCUCCCGUGUGGCACCUGCGAAGAUAGCCUGGAGAUCGAGCUGCAACAGUGCACCUCCAUCAGUGACACAGUCUGCAAAGAAUUAAACCCCCGCUUUGCUUCAGUGUCACCGCCGCCUUCACUGAGUCCCUCACCGGCUGCCUUCACAGACGCUCUCCUGCCCGUGUCCCCCACUGAGGGCGGAGCCCCCACCACCAAAUCCAGCUUCCCAGAGUUCAUUGGUCAUGGGCUCAAUGAGAAGCUCAUACCCAUCUACUGCUCCAUCCUGGCUGCUGUGGUCCUGGGUGUCCUGGCCUUCAUCAUUUUCAAGAGGUGGAACAGUUACAAGCAGAACAAGCAGGGCGCCAACAACCGCACUGUGAACCAGACUCCGUCGCCGGAAGGGGAGAAGCUGCACAGCGACAGUGGCAUUUCCGUGGACACCCAAAGUCUACAGGAGCAGCAACAGCAGCAGCAGCAGCAGCAGCAGCAGACGCAGGCACAGACAGUAGUCAUGAAGGUGGACGGGGGACCCAUCCUGGCUCUACCCCCCCACAAGCGUGAAGAGGUGGAGAAGCUGCUGAACAGGGGCUGCGGAAGCGAGGAGGCCGGUGACGAGGAGGAGACGGACUGGUGCAACCUGGCGGGGCUGCUGGGCUACGAGGAGGAGCACAUCGCCUCCUUCCGGCAGGAGGAGCAUCCAAUCCGGGCGCUGCUUUCCGACUGGGCCAGCAAAGACUGCGCCAGUGUGGACGCUCUCUGCACGGCCCUGCGCAAGAUCAACCGGGACGACGUCGCCCAGAGCCUGGCGCUCAGCCCCAGCGCCGAACCCACCGCCACUUCCGCCGUGUGAAGACCCGGUCAGGCUCUCCUCCUGCCCACUACCGCCGUAUCUGGUGCGGGAUCCUGCGUGACGGAGAAGGAGGACGCUUAUCGGUAGGGGAGGCCGCCUUGCGAAAGGUGCCGCCAAAGACAGAAGUCUAGUUGGUCGGAUUUUUUCUUUCAAAGGGAACAGGUUUCUAAUGAAGGAUUGAGGAGAAAAAAAACCAUUCCCUCUCUUUCCUCCCAGCCCCCACCCUAGAGGAAGGAGUUCAUGUCCACAUUCUCCACACUGACUCCCACUCCUUUUGAUUGCCUGCGGUCCUCAGUUCAUUAUUCAGUGUAACUAUGCCCAGCACCCCCCACUCGUCCCCCAUCCUGCCAGUCCCCCCCCCCCCCCACCACCACCAUCACUAUUGCUCCUUCAGAUUUAUGUACCCAUGUGACCCAUUGUCAGUAUUCUCCUCUUAGUCCCUUUCCCUUUUACAAAGUUAAACAGAGAGACCAGAAGCUGUAUCUCCUCAAGGUUUACUAUAGGCUACAUCUAAACUAUUGCCUCAGCCAGAGCUAUAAUAGUGCUUCACUCUGUAUUUCCUCCAAUAGGAAUACUGUGCUCAGUCCCUUCUGAAACCACCGCUGGUUGUGUGCCUCUCUUUCACUGUCUGUCACACUUUUCCAAGAAAACCGCCUCACUGUGGGAAAAGAGCCACACAUUUGCUUUAUGCAGUGAAAAUCCAAGUGUGUGUUCCCUCUUUCUUUCCAUUUCUUUCUUCAUUCUCUUCUUUUCUCUCUCUGUCAUGUUUCUCCUAUCUUUGGUUCCCCGAUUUUGCUCACAAUCUUUAUUCUUCAGAGGAAAACUGGGGAACCCAUUCUGUCCUCUUUUUACUCUGAACUGUCCUUAGUGCCUCCCUUUUGAAGUAAACCACAAAGACCUAUAUUAACCCAUUGUAUAUUCUGUAAAAUAAAGUAUACCGAUGUUUGUGAUUAUAUACUAGAGUUCUAUGGCUUGUGCCUGAUUUUGCUGGCUUACAGCAGCUUCCCACUCAGAUUAAAGACCCAGUGACCUGCCAGACAUGAAUAACUAAGAGAGCCGGCAUGCAAAGGUUGAAGUUAGCACACACUUUGGUUGGGGUGUAACCACUUCUUCAGAAACAACAGCACCACAAAACAAUGCCUGUCAACUCCUUUUCUCCAACCUCACAUAUGGACAGGGAUUAUAUAAUUUAGAGAAUAGUUUGCACAUUUUCAAGUCAUUAUCAAGCUUAUUAUAUCAUUAAAAUUUCUCCUUUUUGGUUUUACUUUCAUUUUAUCUUUUAUGUUUACACUGGAGUGGAGCUGCGUAUAAUGAAUAUGCAAUUCGUGGAACUACAUAACACACUUUCACACAACCCUGUUGUCUGAGUAGGUUGGCUGGAAGGGGAGAAGGUUUUCACCAAGCGGCUGAAAGUGGAAAUGUGACACUGGCUGCUGCUCUCUGAGAUUCAUCUGCAUGACACAAGGCAUUGGUUCCAGGGUCCUUCACUCUGAACCCGAAAGGGAAGGACAGGGAAGGAAACCUUGAACCCCUCCAGACACGGCGCUCAGACGCACAUUACACUCGGCACUCACUCCCAGCCGCAAAGCGUGGCUGAUGUAAAAUAACCAUGCUGAUGGGAAACGAAUGUAAAGAGAAAGCAUGGACAUUGCCAAAAGGUAACAGAUAUGACUCUGCAAGUAUACCUGCUAUUACCUAGGGCUCCACUCCUUAACCAUUACUCUAAUGUGUGCCAGGUGCAGCGUGGUUAUAAAUAUGGAGCGCAUUACCGGAACAUUCUUAGACAGAUAUUAAGCAUGACUGGGUUUAUUUUGAAGUGUUGUAAGCUUAAUGCGGAACUAAGUAGAUCUGCUAUAUUCUGUGAGCAGGGACUCAUCGGGGGCACCUGAAUGAAACUGGAAACGUGUAAUCUGUUUCUCAGAAGGUAUCCUACAGGUGUCACAUUAUUUACAACAUGUUGUACCGUGGCCUGUCUUCUCGCUGUAGCUUUGUGCUGCCUCCUUAGCAAAGGACCAGACCACUUGCUUGUGAAGUAUACUGAUCCACAUAAUCACAUGUCAAAUGUAACAUAUACAGUAAUAUAGGUAUUCAAACAUAUUAUGCUGCAGAAUCAGGUCAAAAAUUCAGGAGUAUGUUCUCAGGGUUCCUCAUACGUGGCUUGACAUUUAUAUUGUUUAUUGCUUCGUUGUUUUGUAAAUAAAAUUAUUGACAAUUGGUAUUACAAACAGCAAGAUGGGGGGAUUAUUACAGGAUGGAUAAGUGUGUUGUUGGGAAAACCCCUUUCUGCUGGAAAUGUCUGAAUUUCAUAUACUGUGAACUAAAGACAACCAGCCCAGGGAUGUUAUAUCUGAAAAGAGGUCUGCAUAAAAGCAUAUGGAGUUUAAAUAUUAAUGUUACUCAAUGUAUGGAAUAAACACCUUAAAAGGAGAGGAGCUUAGCUAUAGGAUGCUGCUGACAGCUUGUUCGAGUAAAACCAUUUUUGUCUCCACAGCAUUGAGUUUGAACCCAGCUAUACUGCCACACACAGUGAUUUCUGUCAAAUUCAGCUUGAAAAGUAGGUAGUUGGCAGAAUUUGAGAAUGGACCGUGAGUCUGGAGCAGAAGAUCUUCUGAGAGGGUAAAGCUCUCACUGUGCUUCAGCAAAUCAGCGCUAGUGCCACCAGCAGGAAUAGAGUAUCACUGUAUGCAAACUGUAACAAUCUGAUUCCUACAGUCUAGUAUGGAUUUAAAAUUCAAAAUGUUUGAGGGAGAGAGACAAUUUUGUGAUCACUCUAUGUGAAUAAGAUGGUUAGCAGUUUGGAUACAAUAUUGAGUUAAUUCAAUCUUCAAUGGAAAGACUAUGUUCACUAUAAAAUCAGCAAGGGUGGUUCGGUAGACAAUAGACAUUCCAGUGCAGACAAAAGCAAGAUUUCAGUCCUGAUUAAGUUUACAUGCCACUGACUACAUGGAACGUUAACAAGACAACCCACCUCCAAACCACGAUCUCACAUUGCCAUCUUAAACUAUAAUCUACAAGAACACAACUCUGGGCAGUUGCACAGAAUCAAGAGACCUUGACUGUGAGCAUUACUAGUGUUACUAACAAACAAGCUGUAAAAUUUAUGACUGUUGUUUUUAAAAAUUGUCCCUUUCUCUGGUCCUCACAAUAAAAGGGGUCUAGAACUGUUCACAAAAUGGACUGAAAUCAGCAGCAAGUAUGUUUUUACAUGGCUUUUCUACUCUGCAGUAUUAGGGGAUCAUUUCAGUGUGAAUUAGAUUGCCAUGUUGUCAUUAUCUGCCACCUAUUUUCUACGGUGCUCAUUUUAUUGGCAGCCAAGAGAUGAAGGCCGGUCUGGCCAAUUCAGAAACCCGUUAGCUUAUACACCACCGUACUUAGUGCACGUGACCCAAAAGCCAUCAGAAUAUCCCACAGACGCUCUGUUUCUCGCAUAUUCAUUGGACAGCAGAUGAUAAACAGAUACAGAUACAAUUCUUUAUCUCUUUUUAGAUAAUUUAAUUAUUUUUCAAUUUGUUCAUUAAUUAUGCUACACAAGAGUUUUUAGUUCUGGUCCAGUGAUAAAAAUGUAUAAACAUGCAAUUACUACAUGUCUGAAUAUGUGUAUAUACAUAUAGUACCGCUAAAUGAAGGUGAAUUUCUCCAUUGUGUAUAUGUUAUAAAAUGUUUUUGGAUUUUGUUUUUUAUCGUAACACUAAAUAGUAUUAUCAUUUAAUAAAUUGUGUACUUUUACAGGACUUGUUUGUAGCACUUAUGUGUAAAUAUGUAAUAUGCAUCACAAGUGCCUGGGAAUCCCAUCACAGGUGUUCUUUGAUGUUUGUGUUUAUGUUUUUUUAAUUUUUUUUUUUUUCAGAAGAUUUCAAAUUGCCUGUGCUGUGGUCACAGUCAUCAUAGCAAUGUAAAAUGUCAGGCUCAAAAUGGACCAGUCCCAUUCCCCACAUCUCAGGAGCCAAGGAUAACGGUGACACAAAUACAUUCCACAUCCAUGCUCCCACAUCAAGAGUUCACUCCUUUAAAGUUGGCCCAAUGCUGAUAGACUCAGAGGGAUGACUGGACACCUUAUAUGAUUUCUUUCAAAAUACAGUUUUGUCAAAAGAAAAAAAGCAUUUUUGUUUUGUAUUGGUCUCUGCAUAUUCUCUGAAUAUGUCUAUAACAUCUGAGAUCUCUCUGCAUUCUUGUCUUUUGAACUGUGUUGACUAAACAGAUUCCAAGAACUUGACUGAACUGAGAAUUAGAAAAUGAUUUUGAUAAUGUACUUAUUGCAUUAUACCAAAAAGAAACAUGUUUGGCCACAAUAUGACUACAGAUUGACUACAAUGCAAUCCUUUCAUUUUGGAAUUAAUUCUGAAUUUAAGCUUUUUAAAAAACUACUGAUUUCUUACAUCAACACAUAUAAAAGGCUGAAGAUUACAGCAGUUAGAUUGGAUCUACAUCAAAAUUUGCCACCACAGUAUUCAUACUUAAAAUACAGCUGCUGAGAAGACUGCACUGGGAUUAAUUGACCCACAGUAAAAGACACACAUAUGUAAAUUUGUAAUAUUUGAUGCUGCAAUGAGUAGGCAGGAAAUCAAGGCACUAUUUUGUCAUCGCAUAGUGUAUAAUUAGUAUACAGUUAUUCCGAGUUUUUACAUAUCAGAUGACAGUGUUGGAAGGAGAAGGACUAAAGAGCUGUUUGGGUUUGGGUCUAUGAUAAGAAAAGGUGUCACUGUGGCUUUCAGAGGUUCCAGGAGUACAUUUCUAACAAUAAAAGUGCUGAAUGUUCUCUGUACUUACUAAUGCUGUACACUGUACUAUGUAAAUGUGAACAUACUAGAAUUCUUACAACAGAUACAUGCUAAAAACUAUUACGAUGGAUAAAUGAAUAAACUAAUAAAAAUAAAAAAUGCAUACAUAUACAGUGGAUGUGGUUUCAAUAAAAACAAAUUUUUUGAAGCUGCA
Anguilla rostrata (American eel) is the source of this 6666-nucleotide messenger RNA. Its product is annotated as tumor necrosis factor receptor superfamily member 16-like. The record is from RefSeq and is a predicted model, not a curated record. The coding region runs from base 439 to 1734 and encodes 431 amino acids. Lineage: Eukaryota; Metazoa; Chordata; Actinopteri; Anguilliformes; Anguillidae. The transcript has 6 exons. Gene Ontology annotation, cellular component: cell surface; plasma membrane. Gene Ontology annotation, biological process: Rho protein signal transduction. Gene Ontology annotation, molecular function: nerve growth factor binding; coreceptor activity; death receptor activity.